This is a messenger RNA of Iphiclides podalirius (scarce swallowtail), 504 nucleotides long. Lineage: Eukaryota; Metazoa; Arthropoda; Insecta; Lepidoptera; Papilionidae. The record is from the annotation of a GenBank genome assembly.
AUGGGAAGCCGAGUAAAUCCUGCACGCAUAUUGUGUGUGAAUUGCAACGUUUGUGUUAAUAAAUUGCGCCGAUACCCUGCAUUGGCGCUUGAUUUGAGAGUAACUGCUUUAAUCUGCAGCUGGGUGUACCCACAAAUUGUUUUAGAAGAUGACUAUGUAUGUGAGGCAUGCAGAGAUCUUGCAAUAACUGCAGUUAAUAUUAAUUUACGUGAAGUUCCUGGCAAUGAAGAAGCUGGACCAAGUACAAGAAAAAAAGGCCAUAAAAAUGUGUGCCUCUUAUGUGGAUGUUCACUACUGAUAAGACAGAGUAACAAAAUUUUACGAGAAAAUCCUACUGAUGUGCAGCAAUGUGUGAAGAAUAUUAUAGAAAGCAGAGUUUCACAAGAGAUAUCUUCAUCAGAUGAAUUAUGUCAAGCUUGUUGGCUACGCAUAAAAAGAGAGUUAUACGGCUAUUCUUUUCAACUACAAUUCUGCCUCCUGUAUGGAUUUGGUGCAUACAUUUUU